CGUUGAAAAUCGUUGGACGGACCGGACCGGUGAGGUGAAUGAUCCAGCAAGUCGCCGCUUUGGUUUUGGUUUCUUGGCGAGCUGGGAUUCUGAUCCGGGGAGAAAAAGUUGCAAAACGGGAGAGGAAAAAGCGUAGACACGCACGCAGACAAAUUAAUCGGCAGAUGGCAUGGAACGGUGGCGGGUGGAGUCGUCGUCUCUCUUCUCUCGCCGCACGCGCCGGGAUGCGCUGCCCAAUGAGGACGCGCCACGCCCCACUGACGCAGCUCCUGAUGUCAUGUCAGUCAGUCAGUCAGUCCGUCCCUUUUCUAUACACGGCCCGUGCCAGCGGUGAGAGACUUCCGGGCUCCUUCCUUCAGACUCCGCCACUCCUCUUUCUCCCCUCUCCUAACAGCCGACGCCUACCUCCUCCUCUCUCCGCAGGCCGGCCUCUUCCCUGACCACUGACAAGGCAAGGCGCUCUGUCACUUGCAUGGACAAGGCCCAUCUGGGGGGUGGCGGAGGAGGAGGAGGCCUGCUAGCUCUCGACGCGUCGCCGCGCCCGCUCCGCUUCCUCAACCUGCUCGCGCCGCCACCGUUCCACAAGUCGUCGACCAUGGAGGCGGACGACGGCAAGGGGAGGAGGUCCAUCGAGGUGGACUUCUUCUCCGACGAGAAGAAGAGCAUGAACAAGGCCCGGGAGGAGGGGGGCCUCGGCCUCGCCAUCAAGAAGGAGGACCUCACCAUUAACCUCCUCCCCGGGAACAACACCAGGAGCGACCGGUCGGCGGUGGUCGACGACGACGCGGCGUCCCGGCGGCCCGAAGACGAGGACAAGAACCGCAACACCGACGAGCAGCAGCUGGCGGCGAUGCAGGCGGAACUGGGCCGCAUGAACGAGGAGAACCAGCGGCUGCGGGGGAUGCUCACCCAGGUCACCAGCAGCUACCAGGCGCUCCAGAUGCAUCUCGUCGCGCUCAUGCAGGAGCAGCAAAGCAGGGCUCAGCUGCUGCCUCCGACGACCCAGCCGCCGCAACCAGCACCUCCGACGACCCACCACGAGGAUGCCAAAGCCGAUGGCGCCAUCGUGCCGAGGCGAUUCAUCGAUCUGGGCCCCUCCGGCGAGGAGCCGUCCAACUCGUCGACGGAGGUCGGCAGCCCGCGCCGGACGUCGUCCACGGGCAAGGAUCAGCUGGAACGCGGAGACAGCCCGUCGACGGCGGGGUGGUUGGCUGAAGGACGCGGCGCGACGAGCCAGCAGCAGCAGCUGGGCAUGCAGGCGGCCAAGGUCCACGACCAGCAAGCGCAGGAGGCCACCAUGAGAAAGGCUCGCGUCUCCGUCCGCGCGCGAUCCGAAGCUCCAAUCAUCGCUGAUGGGUGCCAAUGGCGGAAGUACGGGCAGAAGAUGGCCAAGGGGAACCCGUGCCCACGUGCCUACUACCGGUGCACCAUGGCCAACGGCUGCCCCGUACGCAAGCAGGUGCAACGAUGCGCCGACGACCGCUCCAUCCUCGUCACCACGUACGAGGGCACGCACAACCACCCGCUCCCGCCGGCCGCGAUGGCCAUGGCCUCCACCACGUCCGCCGCGGCCUCCAUGCUGCUCUCGGGCUCCAUGCCCAGCGCGGACGGCGCCGGCCUCAUGAGCUCCAACUUCCUGGCGCGCACCGUGCUGCCCUGCUCCUCCAGCAUGGCCACCAUCUCCGCCUCCGCGCCCUUCCCCACCGUCACGCUCGACCUCACCCAUGGCUCGCCCAACGGGGUGCCGCUCAGCGCCGCGCGCCCGCCCGUACAGCCGCAGUUCCAUGUGCCGCUGCCUGGUGGCGGGGCGGCCCCGGCCUUCGCCGUGCCGCCGCAGGUGCUUUACAACCAGUCCAACUUCUCCGGCCUGCACAUGUCAUCCGACAACCCAGCUGAUGCCGCGCCGAUCGGCCUGCCGGGCCCGCUGGCCGACACCGUCAGUGCUGCUGCGGCGGCGAUCACGGCGGACCCCAACUUCACGGUGGCGCUGGCGGCAGCCAUCACGUCCAUUAUCGGAGGAGGCCAGCACGCAGCCGACAACGCCGUCACCACCACCACCAACAAUAAUGUCACGAGCAGCAGCAACAACACGAGCAGCAGCAACAACACCAACAGUGAGACCCAGUGAAUGUCAUCAAAUGACUAGAGAAUUCUAUAUAUUCGUCAGAUAGAGAUUCUUGAUUUCUUUCCUUAAUUUGGUUUUUGAUAGAUAGCAAAUUGGGGCAGGGGUUCAUACACCACAUCUUCACUCUUUCUUUUUCUUUUUCUUUUUCUUUUUUGCCAAGGAUAUCUUCACUCUUUUUUCUUUCUUUUCUUAGUGGUUGUAUUAAUUUAUUGCCUCUUCCUUGCGAGCAACUAGCUGUUGAUAUAUAUAUUAUAUACA
This is a messenger RNA of Phragmites australis (common reed), 2383 nucleotides long. RefSeq names its product WRKY transcription factor 6-like. The coding region runs from base 473 to 2128 and encodes 551 amino acids. NCBI's taxonomy places the organism in Eukaryota, Viridiplantae, Streptophyta, Magnoliopsida, Poales, Poaceae. The record is from RefSeq and is a predicted model, not a curated record. Gene Ontology annotation, molecular function: sequence-specific DNA binding; DNA-binding transcription factor activity. The transcript has 6 exons. Gene Ontology annotation, biological process: regulation of DNA-templated transcription.